CCGUGCAGGGUGAAUACGUCUGUGUCUUUCUGACAAGUGUUACCGGCACGUUCUGCAAAUAUCAUAACUGAAAAAUGGAAUUUCUAUUAAUGUUUUGUCUUUGGAGCAUCUUUUGACAUUUUGAAAUACAUCUGCAACAAACCCAUGACACAAAGAGGAACGUCUGUGGAUGCAAACGCUCACUUUGUCAUGGAAAGGAAGGCUCAUUACGAUUCAAUCCUGGACCGAAGCAAGCGCAUCACUUGGCAGGAUGACUGCUAUGUGGACCUGCAGUCAACAUCAUCCUCUCUGUCCACACAAACAGAAACACAGGACCUCAGCUGGAUUCACAAGCAUCAAGACCAGAUGCGUAGAUUUACUACAACCUCCUUCCUAGAAGAAAUUUUAAAUCAUUUGAGGAUGGUGAAUCUAUUGAGUGCAGCUGAGGAGACCCAGGUUAAAGGAGCAGGCCACCUCCAAGACCAGGUCACUGCACUAACAACUGUUGCCACAAGCAAGGACAAUCAGACCGCCGAAGCUCUCAGAGGCUUCAUAGAGAACUCGGAAUCUCAGGUGGCCCAGCUCAUCAUCAAACAUGACACCAUGAUGAAGGGACACAAGGAGGUGCUGUUACAGCGGUAUGACCUCCGCAAAGACAAAGAUUUGUCCAGCUACCCGAAACUGAGCAUCUGUUCUCGACCUUUGCUGCUAGUCGAUGGACUCUCUGACCUCCAACAAAAGGAACAUGACCUGAUGCAGGUGGGAGCAACUCGCGGAAAGAAACGAAAUCACCUAAGGGAGCUGGGACUGGUUAAACUCUUUGAGCCACUGACCCGGGUCAGUUUGCCACCAAGGGUAUCUCUCACAUUUGGAGUGGCUGGAAUUGGCAAAACCACAUGUGUCCGACAUUUCAUCAAGCAGUGGAGCCAAGGAAGCCUCUGUACAGAUGUGAGCUUUGUGUUGCCGUACACUUUUUGUGAACUAAACUCACUUGAGAAGCUUUCAGCUGAGAGGCUAGUGAAGCUUGCAUUUCCUCAUUUAACUGACCCAGGUCUGGUCUUGGGUGGCUCUUGUAGGACACUGAUAAUACUAGAUGGUUUGGAUGAAUUCCACUUUACUCUAAAUUUCUCUGACGCAGCCGCCUGCAAUGACCCCAAGAAGGAAGUCUCCAUUGAUGAUUUGCUUACUAACAUAAUUCGGGGCAAUCUGCUCCCUGACGUUGCAUUGUGGGUGACUUCCAGACCGGGAGUGGCCUCGCUCAUCCCUGGAGGAUUGGUAGACAGGGUGACUGAGAUCCCAGGAUUGAGCCCUAAAGAGAUUCACACCUUCUUAAACCAUCGCAUCGCCGAGAAGGAUUUGUCACUCAAUUUGGCGCACUUGGAAUUCAAUAAGAUGUUAAUGGUGAUGUGUUACAUCCCGUGUAUUUGCUCGAUCGUAGCUGAUACUCUUGUGUACAUCAUACAGGGUGGAAUGCAGGACAGUCUUCCAAAGACUUGUACUGAGCUCUAUGCACAGUUUUGCUGUAUGAAGGCAGAAGUUGGCGAACCAAGAGGCAGGGAGCCUGUAAAAAUGGAACAACUCCAUGGGAACAAUCGAAAACUCCUUGGAAAUCUUGGACGUUUGGCAUUUUAUGGACUUCUCAAGCACAAGUACACAUUUAGUGAGCAAGAUCUUAGGGCCUACGGAAUGGAUAUACUGGUUACUCAGAGCAGUCUCGGUGCAGGAGUUCUUGCUCGUGAGGAGUCAACCAUAUGUACCACAUACCGUUUUGUUCAUUUGACUGUGCAGGAAUUUCUUGCAGCUACAUUCUACUAUGUCUCCUCCAAGCGAGCCAUUUUUGAUUUGUUCUCAGAGAGCGCCAUGUCUUGGCCCAAGAUCGGUUUCCAGAACCACAUUAGGAGCGCAUUCCAGCACUCCCAACAAGCCAAAGACGGUCACUUGGAUGUGUUUGUGCGCUUCUUGACUGGUUUGCUGUCUUCAGUAGCCCUCAAACCCCUCACCGGGCUUUUGGCCAUAGGCAAAGAUGACGGUAACCAGAAGGCAUGGGCAGCAGGAUUUUUGCAGGGGCUGUUGGUUAAUGGAGGUUCUGUGGUUUCCCUGCGUGCAGUCAACCUAGCUUAUUGUUUGCAAGAGCUCCAACACACAGAUCCCCUCCGCGGCGUAGAGGACGACUUACGGCUCGGUAGCCUAUCGGGGAAGUUGACACGUUCUCACUGUGUGGUACUGGCCUAUCUGCUGCACGUGUCUCCAGAGUGCAAUGACGAGACGAACCUUUCCGCUUCUCUCAACUACACCGCCGUCAUGUUGCUGCCUCAGCUGCUGUACUGCAGCCAUCUAAGGUUGGAGAAUAAUCACUUCAAGGACGAGGUUAUGGAGUUGCUAGGAAGCCUACUGAGUGCCAAAGAUUGCCAUAUCCAGAAAAUAAACUUAGCGGAAAACGCCAUCAGUAACAAAGGUGCCAAAGCCCUGAGUCGAGCCCUGUUGGACAGGACCCUCACAUCUCUCAAUCUCCAGAACAACAACAUUGGUUCCAAAGGUGCAAAAUUCCUGGCAGAAGCUCUCAAAAUGAACCAGGUGUUGGUUUCAAUCAACUUCCAGAACAAUGCCAUCGAGGAGGACGGAGCUCAGGCUCUCGCAGAGGUGUUGCAGUGCAAUGGCAAGCUCGCAUCUCUGAAUGUACGAAAGAAUUUGAUUCGAGCGGAUGGAGCCAAAAGGAUUGCUGAAGCUCUGAAGACCAACCGGACCCUCACAAAGCUGGUACUUUGCAGUAACCAGCUCGGGGACAAAGGAACAGUUGCUCUGGCGGAGGCUUUGACAGUUAAUCACACGCUGCUGUCACUGCAACUUCAGAGUAACUCGAUCAGCAACAGGGGGAUGACGGCCUUAACCAAAGCACUUCGGCACAACCGAGGUCUUGUCUGCUUGAAUUUACGGGAGAACUCUAUUGGCAUUGAGGGGGCGAAGCACAUGGCCUCCGCCCUCCAUGAGAACAACUCCCUGCAGGACCUCGAUCUCACAGCCAACCUACUACACGAUGAAGGUGUUCAAGCGAUUGCCAGAGCGGUUAAGGCUAAUAAAGGUCUCACGUCUCUGCAUCUUCAAUGGAAUUUUGUCAAGUCCUCUGCAGCUAAAAUUCUGGCUGAUGCACUGUGCUGCAAUGCCACGAUGCAGCUCUUAGAUCUGCAGGAGAAUGCAAUUGGAAAUGAAGGUGUCACUUAUCUUGCAGAAGCACUAAAAACCAAUGCAUCUCUCCGUACUUUAUGUCUGCAAGGUGUGUCAGCGGGUACAAAAGGCACCAUUGCAAUAGCAGAGGCUCUGAUGAGCAACCAAACCCUGCAAACUUUAGAUCUACGUGGGAAUGCUGCAGGAAUGGAGGGAGCUAAAGCUUUGGCUUAUGCCUUGAAAAGUAACAGAAGUCUCAAGUCCUUGAAUCUUCAGGAGAACUCCCUGGGAAUGGACGGCGCUAUAUUCAUCGCAACAGCCUUGAAAGGAAAUCACCAGCUGACAUACAUCAAUUUGCAGGGAAAUGGAAUUGGAGAAUCUGGGGCAAAGGUCAUAUCUGAUGCCAUAAGGGCCAACUCUUCAGGAUGUGUGGUGGACAUUUGAUCCUUGAAACAGCGUUUCUCCAUCUGAUGAUUGUAUAAUAAAAACUGUAAAAUAUGACAUUUAAUUUAACUUUAAAUUCGUUAAAAAUGUCCAGCUGUCUUACUUUUAUAUUAAUUCUGACUAUAAAAAUUGUUUGCCUCAAAUCAUAAAAUGUUUAAUGUAAAUAUUUUAUGGCAGAUAUAAGUCUAAUCUUAAUUUUUGUGAACUUUAAAGCAACUCUGCACACUCAUUCACUUCUCUCUUCUAUUUAAGUCCAACUGAGGAAUAAAAUGAAUAAAACUUCUUACU
Thalassophryne amazonica is the source of this 3873-nucleotide messenger RNA. It is a transcript of the gene nlrc3, whose product is annotated as NLR family, CARD domain containing 3. The record is from RefSeq and is a predicted model, not a curated record. Gene Ontology annotation, molecular function: protein binding. Gene Ontology annotation, cellular component: cytosol. Gene Ontology annotation, biological process: negative regulation of canonical NF-kappaB signal transduction. NCBI's taxonomy places the organism in Eukaryota, Metazoa, Chordata, Actinopteri, Batrachoidiformes, Batrachoididae.